Molecule: messenger RNA, 5196 nt
Organism: Penicillium taxi
Lineage: Eukaryota; Fungi; Ascomycota; Eurotiomycetes; Eurotiales; Aspergillaceae
Exons: 6
Coding region: 1-5196 (1731 amino acids)
Biological process (GO): chromatin remodeling
Cellular component (GO): nucleus
Molecular function (GO): DNA binding; histone demethylase activity
Source: RefSeq, a predicted model, not a curated record
AUGGCGGCUCCGGCCUCUACCGAAGCUCCCUCGAUGACUAGCCAGUCAUCGACGGCUGGUCAGCCAACCCGUUCUGCCAGCACUCACCCGUCACAUUCCCACAACGUGCCCUUAAGCGCUCGUAGAUCAGAACCGCUGGAUUUAACAACUGUCGAGCGCCGCGGUCUACCCAAUGCCCCCCGUGAACCAAACAAGCGCGUUCGUCCCCAUGGCUUGCCCGAGGCUCCAACAUUUCGUCCCACAGAAGAAGAAUUCAAGGACCCCGUGGCAUAUAUUCAGAAGAUUGCGCCUGAAGGACGGAAAUAUGGUAUCUGUAGAGUUAUUCCACCAGAUAAUUGGCAACCAACUUUCGCGAUUGACACAGAGGUAUUGUACCCUUCUUUUGAUCUUACUGCUGAUUUGAUAAGCCCUGCUGAAACGGGAUUUCGCAUGGAAAAUGCCAUGCAGCUGCUUUGUUUUCGAUUCCAUUUCAAGACUCGUCGGCAGGAACUAAAUUCAGUCGAAGGAGGAAAUCGCGCCAAUAUGAACUAUAUCGAUGGUCUGGCCAUGUUUCACAAGCAGCACGGGACUAAUUACAGCCGCUUACCCAGUGUUGACAAACGCCCUCUGGACCUCUAUAAGCUAAAAAAGGCGGUGGAAAUACGAGGAGGGUUUGAUUCAGUCUGCAAGACCAAAAAAUGGGCAGAAAUUGGACGUGACCUCGGCUAUAGUGGCAAGAUCAUGUCCUCUUUGUCGACUUCGCUCAAAAAUUCCUACCAACGCUACCUACAGCCUUAUGAAGAGUACCUUGCUCGCGCUAAGCCCGGAGUGCAACAACAACUUGAACUCGAAAAUGGCGGCCCAUACACCCCUUCUCCACGCGACUCCCCCUUAAACAAGAAGUCCAUAGUAGACGAAAUUGGAACCCCUUCCAAGACCCGCGAGGCAACUCCGACAAUGCGCAUGGCGCCACUACCGACUCUGAAUACUCCGAUGGAGAAGCUUCCUGACCAGCCCGCUUCGUCUGUUGAGCCUACACCCCCUCCACGGCCUACACCAACAGGAUUUACUACUGUCAACGCCGGCGGUGUAGCUGGGUUUACUGCUGUUAAUCAUUCGCCUGCAUUCACACCACUGAACCUUGGUCCAAAUAUCAAGAACGAGACAGAGAAUGGAACUGCGACGCCUAAGAGCGUGUCGGAACACCCUGAGACCCCUGUCACAAAUGGCCAUAGUGAAGGAUCUUUUAAGCGUUCUAUUAGCCACGAGAGUACUUCACAAGGCGAAAAUGGUGAUGAUGGGGGCAGCGGGCGGCGUAGCAAGCGCCUUAAGAAAGAUGCGCCUCCAACUGUUGCAGGGUCACAUAUGUCUUUGCUACGCCCUGCACCACCUAAGGCUCGAAAAGACGGUGUACAGCAAGCUAGUGAGAAAUGCGAGGCAUGCGGCAAACCCGACGAUCUGUCAUCAAUUCUUGUAUGUGAUAGCUGUGAACUUGGAUAUCAUGCUAGCUGCCUAGACCCGUCUACUGCAGCUGCUUCCGAAUUCGAUUGGCACUGUCCCAAGUGCCUGGUAGGCACGGGUGAGUUUGGAUUUGAAGAUGGUGGUGUGUACUCUCUGAGGCAAUUCCAAGAAAAGGCCAACGAAUUCAAGAAGCGAUAUUUCGCUUCUAAAAUGCCAUUUGACCCAGUUCUCAACACUCAUCGACGUGAGACCGAGGAUGAUGUGGAGGCUGAGUUUUGGAAACUUGUCGUCGACCUGCAUGAAACUGUGGAAGUUGAAUACGGUGCAGAUAUUCACUCUACAACGCAUGGAAGUGGAUUCCCCACUAUCGAACGCAAUCCCCUUGACUCUUAUUCGUCCGAUCCUUGGAAUUUGAAUGUUCUCCCAUUCUAUGGGGAUUCACUUUUCCGCCACAUCAAAUCUGAUAUCUCUGGCAUGACUGUCCCUUGGGUUUACGUGGGAAUGUGUUUUUCUACUUUUUGCUGGCACAAUGAGGAUCAUUACGCCUAUUCUGCUAACUACCAGCAUUUCGGCGCAACCAAGACAUGGUAUGGAAUUCCUGGCGCAGAUGCCGAGGCAUUUGAAAAUGCUAUGCGGGAGGCGGUCCCCGAGUUGUUUGAAGGCCAGCCGGACCUGCUAUUCCAGCUUGUGACAUUGAUGCCACCUGACAAGCUGCGGAAGGCUGGUGUUAACGUCUAUGCAUUAGAUCAACGAGCUGGACAGUUUGUUCUCACAUUUCCCCAGGCUUACCACGCUGGUUUCAACCAUGGAUUUAACUUUAACGAGGCCGUGAACUUUGCACCGGCAGACUGGGAGCCAUGGGGAGCUGCAGGCGUCGAACGCCUGCAGACCUUCCGCCGGCACCCUUGUUUCUCCCAUGACGAGUUACUCUUCACGGCUGCUGCUCGAGACACCACUAUCACGACAGCAAAAUGGCUAGCACCUGCCCUGGAGCGGUCCUGCAAUCGAGAGCUUAACUACCGCGCAGCAUUUCUCGCUCGUCACCGGGAUAUCUCUCCUCAUAACUGCCGCCUUGGCACCGAUGAAACAGGUGAAUGUCAGCUAAAAUUUUUGGUGGAGGAGGAAGAUCUUCCGGAAGAUGAUUACCAAUGCCAGUACUGCAAAGCGUACACUUACCUUACCCAGUUUCGUUGCCACAAGUCAGGCAGGACCACAUGUCUACUACAUGUGGAGGCCUUUGACUGCUGUGGUGAAUCUUUUUCACAGAAAUUACUUGGUUCGGGUCACACCCUGCGCUACCGUGUGAGUGAUGGAGAUCUCAAGUCAUUAGUGCGAAAGAUCCAGGAAAGAGCCAACAUUCCAGGAAUUUGGGGUGAGAAGCUCAACAAGACCUUGGAGGAUGAGCCAAGGCCCCAGCUGAAGGCUCUCCACAGUUUGCUCAGUGAAGGUGAGAAAAUCCCAUACCACCUGCCUGGCCUCCAAGAUCUUGCGGCCUUCGUCCAGCGCUGCGAUAAAUGGGUUGAAGAAGCGAACAACUACAUUACCCGGAAGCAACAAAACCGCAGAAAAAAUGAGAAGGCAUGGCGUAAGACCAGCACCAAGGCGGCGCAGCUGGACGAUCGCGACCGUGAAGUCCGCAGACUGGAGAAUAUCUAUGCCCUUCUGGCAGAGGCUGAUAAACUUUCCUUCGACUGUCCACAGAUGGCUGCCUUGGAAGAGAAAACCCGCGAAAUCGAGAAAUUCCGCCAGGACGUUAAUGCGGCCCGGAUGAAUCCCCAUGUACGAUCGGUCCAGGAAAUCGAAGAACUUGUUGAAGCCGGCCGAAAUUUCAACAUCGAAAUCCCUGAAGUUGAACAAUUGGAGCAGAAACUGCGACAAAUGAAAUGGUCUGAUGAUGCUGCUCGCAAGCGGGAACAAUUUCUUACUCUUGCCAAUUGCUUGGAACUUGUUGCCGCUGGAGAAAAACUAGGUCUCUCUGAUACUAACGAGAAUUUACUUCACCUGAAAGAACUCGGUCGACAUGGUGAGGCCUGGGAGGCCAAGGCCCAGGAAUUAAUGUCAGUGGAAGCUGUGCAUUACCAGCAGCUGGAAGCUCUCUCAGCACAAGCAUCUCGCUUUCCAGUCAAUCCCGAAACUCUAGCUGCCGUAGACGCAAUUCUGAAUAAGCAGCGAGAAGCACAGAAACGAAUCCAGACGCUCUAUGAGAAAAGCAAGGAUCCUGAUCUGCGCAACCGACCCAAGUACAAGGAUGUUCGUGAGCUCACAGAAUCUCUGGAGCAACUGAAUAGUCGACCAAUUGGUGCCGUCGACCUGGAGCGUGAACAGAAGCGUCACGAAGACUGGAUGAGAAAGGGCAAGAAAUUGUUUGGCAAGGCGAAUGCACCCCUGCAUAUAUUGAAGUCUCAUAUGGAGUACGUGGAAAAGCGGAACUCCUAUUGCUUUGAUUUGGAUGACAGCUACCGGCCUCCCGUUGAACCUUCUUCUCGGGAUAAUACACCAGAUGGGCUGCUUGAGAAUCCCAACCCCAACAAUGUAUGGGGUCCCAAGUCGCGGAAGCGGGAUGUCUUUUGUAUCUGCCGACGUUCAGAGGCAGGCAUGAUGAUUGAAUGCGAAGUAUGCCAUGAGUGGUACCACGGUAAAUGCCUAAAGAUCGCGCGUGGUAAGGUCAAGGAAUUUGACAAAUACACUUGUCCCAUCUGUGACUGGCGCCAGAAGAUUCCUCGUGACGCAGCUCGCCCCAAGCUCGAAGAUCUGCAGGACUGGCAAGCAGAAAUUGCAACUCUGCCUUUCCAGCCGGAUGAGGAAGAGGUGUUGGAUAGCAUCGUCAGCCAGGCUACUGCUUUUCGAGAUUUCUUGCAAGGUUUUACGAAUGCCACCUGUACGACCACCGAGGAAGUGCCGACAUUGAUUUUCUAUUUGCGAAAGAUAGAAGGCGCCGAAGUCCUUUUGGCUUAUGAGACCAAUUUUUUUCGCCAGGAAAUUCACAAAUGGGCGCCGGUCGCUCCAGAGGCUCCACCGAUUUUGGAGCAGUCUCUGUCAACACGAAAGCCUCGUCCGACUAAGCAGCAAAAGAUCAUGGCACAGCUUGGUGUUGAACGCCCUGAGGACCUUCCGGAGCAUCUUCGCGCGAAAAUCGUCACGCCAAAGCGGAAAUCAAUCGAUGCUCAGGCUCAAGGAAGCCGAACUACAUCACUACAGCCUGCACCGGAAAAUGCAACUUCAAACGCUCCACCUACUACCGGACCAACGCUGACUCCUAUGACUGACUCGAACCCCACCUCAUAUCCCUUCUCUGCCAAUUAUUCCUUACCUGCCAGCGAUUCAACGCCUGCGUUUGCCCCUACAUCUACUCCAUUUUUACCACAUGCUGCUGCUGCAUCCCAGUCUCCAACUUUCUUAGCUCAAUCUACAACACCUCAGCAAAAAAUGGAGCCUUCUUUCUUCAGUCCGGACCGCUUUGAUGCCGAUCCCCAAUUUGCCAGCAGUAGUCCUCGGCAAAACUUCGAUGAUGUAUUUGCAGAGAUGACUAAUGACGAAUUUGUUGAGCCUGAACCCGAGACUAUGGAGAAUACACAUGCAAACGAUGCGAUGGAAAAUACACAUGCAAAUGAGGCCCUUGAAGCAUUGAAUGCCAGUAAUGGCAGCAGUCGAGCUGCCUCAAUUCAUGAAGACCCGACUCUAAGUGUCAAUGCCCAAAAUGGUAGUCAAGAAGAACCCAAUGCGAAGGAGAACGACGAGGAGGAAGAGGAACUUUGA